UUCCGAUAUCCCGUCCAGCGUCGAAGUCAGAUGCAAGCCCCCAUCCAUCCCUCCGUGCCACCACUCCAGUUGGCAACACCGCAGGGUGUCUGUGUCCCUCUUUUCUUCGUGUCCGGCGUCUACCUCAGAAUGUCUCACCAGCGUUCUUCAGACGGUGAUACAAGCACUGUGCGACUGCGGUUGAACUAGUCAAUUGGCCUGCAGGGUAGAAAAAGAAAACAAGGAGCAGGAAGAGUCAUGAGGAGCGUUUGGCCGAAAGCCAAUACCCCCGUCUCUACCGCCGCAACCACCGCAAAACCAUCAUCCCAUUGUUACUCCCUUAGGUUCAGCCUCAUUGUAGCUUGUUACCUUGGAACCAGG
Molecule: messenger RNA, 360 nt
Organism: Aspergillus aculeatinus CBS 121060
Lineage: Eukaryota; Fungi; Ascomycota; Eurotiomycetes; Eurotiales; Aspergillaceae
Exons: 1
Source: RefSeq, a predicted model, not a curated record